This is a messenger RNA of Microplitis mediator, 1712 nucleotides long. Its product is annotated as tRNA (guanine(10)-N2)-methyltransferase homolog. NCBI's taxonomy places the organism in Eukaryota, Metazoa, Arthropoda, Insecta, Hymenoptera, Braconidae. Gene Ontology annotation, cellular component: cytoplasm. Bases 255 to 1676 code for a protein of 473 amino acids. The transcript has 8 exons. Gene Ontology annotation, molecular function: nucleic acid binding. Gene Ontology annotation, biological process: methylation. The record is from RefSeq and is a predicted model, not a curated record.
AUGGAAACUGCAUGUCUCUUGUUUAUAAAAAGGGUCGAUUUUUGGUUAGCUUUCGAAGCCCUCACCUCAUUUAUUAUAACAGAAAUUUUGACCUUAACUUGAAUUCCUAGAUUAUUUGAAUUUAAAUAUCGUGUUAUAAUUUUACUAUUAGUAACCUUGUAAAAGCGCAUUUGAAAUGCAAUUUAAAAAGUUUUUUUUCAUAGCAUGAAAUAUAUUUUUUGUUACUUGUACUGAGAAAGAAUAAUAUUUAAACAAUGAACUCUCUACCAAAAAAAUAUUUAUUUUGGUUUGCACACGAGCACAUUGAUUUCCGGGUUCCGGAAAUUAAUUCGAUAUUAAAUUUAUUCAACGUAGUGUCAUCUAAAUUGAAGAUAUCAGAAAAAUCUACAGUCCAUCCUUAUUGGAUUGUCGAAACUGACUGCGAGACAAUUAUUAAAAAAAUAGCCAGUAGAUCAGUGUCUUUAAAAUUUUGCAUGGAACUUUGGGCCCAAGCCUCUGAUCCGGAUAAAUUUCACGAAACGUUGAGGACACAUGCAAGCGAAAAGAGACAAUAUUACAACAAUCGAGAUAAAACUUUCAAAAUAAUUGUCGAAACUUUUUCUAAACAUAUUACUCAAAAAGAAAAAGUUGAGAGAAUUGAAACACUCAAUUAUCUGCCGUUCGAGGGACCAGUAAAGUUGAAUAACCCAGACAAUAGUUUUUAUUACAUUGAGUACUAUGGUACCAAUUCCAAUACUAUAUCUGAAUCACCUGAAAAACUAUUUUUUGGAAAAUGGAUAGCCAAUGGUCAGAGAGAUUUGAUUCAAAAGUUGUCAUUGAAAACCCGAAAAUUUAUCGGGACUACUUCUAUGGACCCUCAGCUUUCGUUGCUGAUGGCGAAUCAGGCACAGGUUAAAAACGGAGAUAUUAUAUUUGAUCCGUUUGUCGGGACAGGAUCUCUUCUCGUAGCUGCUGCACAAUUCGGUGGUUAUAUUUUAGGAGCUGACAUUGAUUUUAUGAUGCUACAUGCUCGGACAAGGCCUACGAGAAUAACACAAAAAAUACGGAGCAGCGAUGAAAGUGUAGCUGCCAAUAUAAAACAAUAUGGAAAAAGUUCUUGUUACUUAGAUGUUGUUGUGUCAGAUUUUUCAAGAAGUAUGUGGAAACCACAGAUGCGGGUUGAUGUCAUCAUAACUGAUCCACCUUACGGAAUUCGAGAAGCAACGGAACGUAUUGGAAGUGCGAAAACAAAUCCAAAUAUACAAGAAAAUCAAGUUUCAACGCAUAUACCAUCAAAAAUAAUUUAUAAUUUACCUCAUAUAUUUAACGACUUAUUAGAUUUUGCUGUUCGGCAUUUAGUAGUAAAUGGCAGAUUAGUUUGUUGGUUUCCGGUCUAUAGGGAUUACUAUUCCACGGAUCAAUUACCGUCACACCCUUGUUUGAAAAUAAUCGCUAACUCCGAACAAGUAUUGAGCAUCCAUUCAAGUCGGAGAUUAUUGACCUACGUAAAAAUAAGAGAACCAUGUGAAGACGAUGUUGUAAAUACGUUAAAUAUGUUGGACUACAGGGAAAUGUAUUUUGCAUUUAGAAAAGAAACCCGUAAAGACAAAAGAAUGAAAGAAGCGCUGGAGCGAGCGACGAAUAGGGCAGAGUGGGAGAAAAGAUGUAAAGAAAAUAAAAAAGAAAUGAAUGAGUGAUACUAUAAUUUAGUAUACUAUUUUAUAUCAAUAAAC